CGUCGAGCCGUCGAGUUUAGACGGGAGUAUAAAAACGUCGGCUCGUUCGUCUAACGUACAGUUACACGCAAUACGUUAACUUUGACACAAGCAUGAGGACCUUCAUCGCUCUCUUCGCCCUUGUGGCAGUGGUGGUUGCCGACGGUCCCGUGCUCCGGUCUCCCGAAGCCGACGCUCCCAUCAUCAGCCAAGACGCUGAUGUCUUCCCUGACAAAUACCAGUACCGUUAUGAGACCGGUAACGGUAUUUCCGCUUCUGAAUCUGGAGUACUGAAGAACGCUGGUCGCGAGGACGAAGCUUUGGAAGUCGAAGGCCAAAACAGAUACCAGGCACCUGACGGUACCGUCUACACAUUGACUUACAUCGCCAACGAGAACGGAUACCAACCUCAGGGUGCUCACCUUCCCGUCGCUCCCGAACCUCAACCAAUCCCCGACUACAUCCUCCGCUCUAUUGAAUACAACCGUGUUCAUGCCCCAAAAACAAUUGACGGCCAAAGACGUUAAGAACAAUAUGAACUCUACCUUCUACAAUACUCAAUACUAUAAUCUUGUUAAUUACACUGCCUAUUAAAUAUAUGUCUAGUCGUUCCGUAAGAGUUUAAUAAGAAAAAAGUUCCACAAUUUA
Messenger RNA from Papilio machaon (common yellow swallowtail), 627 nucleotides. It is a transcript of the gene CPR3, whose product is annotated as cuticle protein CP14.6. Gene Ontology annotation, molecular function: structural constituent of chitin-based larval cuticle. The record is from RefSeq and is a predicted model, not a curated record. Gene Ontology annotation, cellular component: chitin-based extracellular matrix. Bases 93 to 506 code for a protein of 137 amino acids. Lineage: Eukaryota; Metazoa; Arthropoda; Insecta; Lepidoptera; Papilionidae. The transcript has 4 exons.